Molecule: messenger RNA, 1332 nt
Organism: Cheilinus undulatus (humphead wrasse)
Lineage: Eukaryota; Metazoa; Chordata; Actinopteri; Labriformes; Labridae
Product: germ cell-specific gene 1-like protein
Exons: 7
Coding region: 205-1332 (375 amino acids)
Cellular component (GO): plasma membrane
Source: RefSeq, a predicted model, not a curated record
GAAUCAAUCUCACCGCCACCCCAUGUCAUCAACUCCCCCAACUUCAUCAUGACUCGCCACACCCUCUCACUCCUCUGAUCCUCCUCCUUAUUGGUCAACAGAACCAGACAGGCAUUUGCCACCAUUUCUGGACCACAUAGUGACCUCAAAGUUUUCCUGAACAGAUUUUUUGGUCAUAAAGGUGCAAGAUUUCAAGAAGCAGCCAUGCUGGAGAACAUGUCCAAGCGUAACCGCUCCCUGCUGUCACUCUCCCUCACCUCUCUGGCCCUCACACUCUCCGUCUCAGCUUUCUGCACCUCCUACUGGUGCGUGGGGACACACAAGGUGGUGAAGCCGCUCUGCCUGUCACCUGUUAAGAUGAAGAACUGUGGGCAAAACAACAGCCAGCCAUACACCACAGAGGCCCCCACCCCAGACCCGAGGAACCCUCCCUCUAACGUGACGCUCUCCCCGCAGCAGAAGGAGGAGCUGGCGAGGAUAAAGAGGAAGCAGCUGGCCAACGCCGUGCACUACAUCUGGGAGACGGGGGAGGACAAGUACAUGCUGCGUUACUUCCACACCGGCUUCUGGCUCUCCUGUGAGAAGCACAAUGAAGGUACUGAUCAGGAGGAAAAGUGCCGCAGCUUCAUUGAGCUGACACCAGGGGAGACACAAGGUGUUCUCUGGCUCUCAGUCAUCAGUGAGUUCAUGUACAUCGGUCUCCUGUCCAUGGGCUUCCUCCUGAUGUGGGUCGAAGCAAUUUGCCUCUGUGCUAAGAGGGAGAUGAACGCCCUCAAGAUCAACGCCUUCGCCGCCAUGUGCACCGUCCUGUCAGGUAUGAUGGGCAUGGUGGCACACAUGAUGUACACCACUGUUUUUCAGAUGACUGUUAGCAUCGGGCCCAAAGACUGGAGGCCGCAAAGCUGGGACUAUGGAUGGUCUUUUGCCAUGGCGUGGCUUUCAUUCAGCUGUUGCAUGGCUGCUGCAGUGGCAACCCUCAACUCCUACACCAAAACCCUCAUCGAGAUGAAACACCGCGCCCGGAUGAGGCUGGAGGAGGCCCGUGCUGCUGCCCGUGCCCCCUCCUAUGAGGAGGUGGUUCGUGGCAGUGGUGGAGGAAUCUACUCUGUCAGUCAGCUGAUCCAACUCGGCCAGCAGGGGGUGCUCAUGGACCCUCUUUGGCCCAGAGUUGGACCAAUGGGGGGGAUGGGAAUUGGAGGAGGAAGGCUGGUGGACCAUCACGGCGUGGUUGUCGUUGAAGGAUGUGGUGCUGAAGGGUGCGAAGACUGCGAACGGGAGCUGGACGAGAUGGAUUACGCUCUGCAGGAGGAGCGAGAGGGGGAGCUCUGCUAA